Molecule: messenger RNA, 679 nt
Organism: Telopea speciosissima
Lineage: Eukaryota; Viridiplantae; Streptophyta; Magnoliopsida; Proteales; Proteaceae
Product: probable LRR receptor-like serine/threonine-protein kinase At3g47570
Exons: 2
Coding region: 38-535 (165 amino acids)
Biological process (GO): protein phosphorylation
Molecular function (GO): ATP binding; protein kinase activity
Source: RefSeq, a predicted model, not a curated record
UCUCAACAUUAGACAAAGAGGUGCUUCCAAGAGUUUCAUGGUUGAAUGUGAAUCCCUUAGAAACAUCCGGCAUCGUAAUCUUGUAAAGAUCUUAACAUUUUGCUCAAGUAUAGAUUUUGAAGGCAAUGAUUUUAAGGCUUUAAUAUAUGAGUUCAUGCCCAAUGGAAAUUUGGAGAUGUGGUUACAUCCACAUGCAAAUGACAUACAAGAUGAACAAAGGCAUUUAAACCUUGUGCAACGAUUAAAUAUUGCCAUUGAUAUAGCAAUAGCAUUGGAUUAUCUUCAUCACCAUUGUCAUAUGCAGAUUAUUCAUUGUGAUAUAAAGCCAAACAGUACUCUUCUUGAUGAUGACUUAACUGCACAUUUGAGUGAUUUUGGGAUAUCAAGAAUUCUUUCAGAAGCCACAAGUAGAUCUCAAAAUCACACGAGCUCAAUCGGAAUAAAUGGAUCUAUUGGAUACAUUGCACCAGAGUAUGGCGCAGGUACUGAUGUUUCAACGCAUGGUGAUGUCUAUAGUUUUGGGAUUCUCUUGUGAGAGAUGUUCACAAGGAAGCGGCCUACUGAUGAAAUGUUCAAAGAUAACUUUAAUCUUCACUGCUGGGCUGAGAUGGCUUUACAUGAUGGAGUGAUGGUUGUUGUCGAUCCAUCACUUCUCUUCCUGGAAGAAGAUGAUGAAGAG